Nomia melanderi (Alkali bee) is the source of this 4134-nucleotide messenger RNA. It is a transcript of the gene CenG1A, whose product is annotated as Centaurin gamma 1A. The record is from RefSeq and is a predicted model, not a curated record. Lineage: Eukaryota; Metazoa; Arthropoda; Insecta; Hymenoptera; Halictidae. Gene Ontology annotation, biological process: activation of GTPase activity. Gene Ontology annotation, molecular function: GTPase activity; protein binding; GTPase activator activity.
CGGGACCUAACAUUUAUUGGUUGGCAAUGUAAGCCAUCCAUCGUACUUUAGGCGACUGAUCUAUAACACUAGAAAGAUGAAAUUUCAUAGUUACUUCAUGUAAAAAGAAGUAUUCUAAUGACGUAUUUCUGGCAUUUGGAAGGUUUACCCCGUUUAGAAAUCUAAUUGAAAGAUAUAAAUUUACAUAAUUUUACGUUGGCAGUUUGAUAAGAAAAACUGAUUUUAUUGUCUCCCAGAAGGCGGGGUUGCUUUCUACAGCAGUGUACUAGAUAACCUGUUCGGCCGAGCCAAUAAUGUUGAUAAAUAUUCGAAUUUGACAUGUGUUACGUGAUAACAGAUAAGUUACAGAACACAGAAUCAUGUGAAAACAAUUUUAAUCGUUGACGACACCCACGCAAUGCAGUUCAAGGCUGUAUUUGUAAUGUGAUCUUGUAAAAAGUAAAUUAAAGUGAUUUCAAGAAAAUGACAACUGAGCAGAGCGGACACGAUCAUUCCCUUGCGAUCCGACAAGAAAUACAACGUUUCGAAAGUGUGCAUCCGUCGAUAUAUGCUAUUUACGACUUAAUAGAUCUAAUAUCUGACACACAUAUUGCAAAACAGAUUCGCGAACAUGUUGUUGCAAUCGAAGAUUCGUUCGUUAAUAGUCAUGAAUGGACAUUGGCUAGAGAUGUGCCAGAAUUACAUUUAGGAAUCAUCGGUUCGUCUGAUUCAGGAAAAUCCGCUUUAGUUCAUAGAUAUCUGACUGGUUCAUUUAUGCACGAAGAAUCUCCAGAAGGUGGUCGUUUUAAGAAAGAAGUCUUUAUCAAUGAUCAAAGCUAUCUUUUAUUAAUUAGAGAUGAGGGUGGAGUACCAGAAUCACAAUUUUCUGCUUGGAUAGAUGCUUUAUUACUUGUAUUUAGUUUAGAGAAUGAGGAAAGUUUCUCAAUAGUUUGCAGUUUCUAUAAUAGAAUGUGUUCAUUUCGAAAUAUGUCAGAAGUACCAAAAAUACUUGUAGGAGUGCAAGAUUCAAUUAACGAUUCUAAUCCCCGAGUUAUAAAAGAUGUUAGACCUCGAAAGUUGGCAUGUGAUCUAAGGUGUCCUUAUUAUGAAACAUGUGCUAUUUAUGGUUUAAACGUUGAAAGAGUAUUUCAAGAUGUGUGUCAAAAAAUUAUACAACAUAUAUCCACAAAACAUUAUCGAUGUAACGGACAAGAUGUGACAGAUAAUGAAACAAAGUAUCUUGUUCCAAUGAUUGCCAAAAACGUACAGCUCCUAGCCAAAGAUACGGAAGCAGGAAAUUCAUCAAAAUUGAAUACAUCUGACAAAGAAGAAGAUACUAGAUCUCUGCACAGCAGUUCUACACAAAAUGAUUCAGGAUCAGUAAGUGAUAAUUUUCAUAAUAUACAAAAUCAGCACACUGAUCUCAGAUCUUCAAUCUUAACUCCAACCACUAUAAGAAAAUUUAGGAGAAAAUCUAAUAUUUUUACACCAUCAAAGAAAGAAAAAUACAAUAUGGGUGAAAUGGGUGUUGGCAGAGAAAUACCUGUAAAACAGGGAUACUUAUUUAAACGCAGUAGUAAAUCAUUGAAGGAAUGGAAGAAGAAAUAUGUUACAUUGCUGGAAGAUGGUCGUUUAACUUAUCAUUCUAGUUUACACGAUUACAUGAAUGAUACCAAUGGUAAAGAAAUAUUGUUACAAUAUGUAACUGUAAAAGUGCCUGGAAAAACGCCUAAGGGUUCCAAAUCAUCCAAUGCUCAAGAAGAUAGUUUUGAAUUUUCGAUAAUUUCAUUAGAAAAUAAGACUUGGCAUUUUGAAGCAAAUAAUGCUGAAGAUAGAGAUAGUUGGAUAUCUGCUAUAGAGCAACAGAUUCUUUCAAGCUUGCAGAAUAGUGACGGCGACAAAAAAAAUGAAACUGAUGCUUUUAAAAUGCAUUGUAUAAAAAAUAAAGUAUCAGGGAAUGAUGCUUGUGUAGAUUGUGGAGUAUCUAAUCCGGAUUGGGCUAGUUUAAAUUUAGGUGUAUUAAUGUGUAUCGAUUGCUCAGGAAUACAUAGAAAUUUAGGUUCACACAUUUCGAAAGUUAGGUCAUUGGAUUUAGAUGAUUGGUCCGCAGGUCAAUUAAGCGUAAUGUUAGCUCUCGGUAACGACAUAGCGAAUAGUGUUUGGGAAUAUUGUUUAAAUGGGAAGCAAAAACCGACUUCAGAUUCCUCUAGAGAAGAAAAAGAACAAUGGAUCAGAUGGAAGUAUGAAGACAAAAUCUUUUUACCACCAAUUAAUCCAAAUAUUUCUUUAGGAAAAUUGCUUAUUGACUCGGUUUGCCGGGGUGACAUGAGAGCAUUUACAUUAUGCUUGGCCAGAUGUAGUUACGAAGAUAUUAAUAUGUCUGUUAGUAUGGAAGAUUUAAGGACACCGCUCCAUUUGGCUUGUGCCACAGGAAACUUAGCUAUGGCACAACUAUUGAUAUGGCAUAAAGCAAAUCCACAUAAUUUAGAUCACGAAGGACGUACGUGUAUGUCAUAUGUACGAGCUCUUGAAAGAACACUUGACAAUUCGUCGGAUUCUAUGGAAAUGCAAAAGCUUCUCGAAGUUCUAGAACAAGCUAGUGUUUCUGGAGUAGAUGACGCAGAAACGUCACAGUAUUAAAACUGUUCACGUCACGUACUUAUUGCAUGUGAAGCCAUGCUUCGAUUAAUAGCUUAUAGUUGAUAUAACUUUUUUCAUUAACAGUACUGAUACUCAGAAAGACAACCAAAGUAUGUUAAACGGAAUUUUAAAUACGGAAUAGUCUACUUCUAUAGAGUAGCAUUCUAUACUAUGUUAAAGAAGAUUUACAUUGUAUGUAACAGUGUAUGUCCUUUUUAAUGUUGGCUAUAAAUUUCAUAAGAAAUUUGACCACAUAUUUUACUGGAUAUAACAUACUUUGCAUAUAUAUUUGUACAUUAAAAAGUAGUUUGAAUUGAAAAUGAUAAUGCAUAUUAUAUAAUAUAAUAUAAUAUAAUAUAUAUAUAUAUAAUAUGUAUAAAUAUAUUUAACGAGGUUUAGGUCAGUGAAAGUAAUGACUAAUAGCGAAUUGGAGUGUACAUUAUCAAUGACUGAGAGUACAAACACUCAUAAAUCUAGUUAUAUUUAUACACUAAAUACAUUUAAUGUAUUUGAAGAAUGCUUUUAUAAUUUUUAUUUUAUUAAUUAUGAAUUAAACAUGUAAUUACCUCGCAAGAUGUUUUUAUUAUUCUAAAUACCUAAAAUAUAUGUUUAUCGUCUCGUGUAUUGUUCGAAAUUGUAUCAACUUGAAUUCUGUGUUAACGUGCUUAGUGGCAGUUUUACACAAGAUAUAAACUUCAUUUAAAUUUAUUAGAUGAACAAAUAACACUUGUAACAUAGUAUAGUCCAUGUGUAGUAUUUGAGUCAUCUAGAAAUAUUAUAUGUACAUUUUAUUUUCGAUGCAUGAAAAAUUAUGUAACUCUUAUAUAUAUAUAUAUAUAUUUCUAUAUGUAUAUAUUACCUAAUGAAUAUAUGCUUGUUGGAAAUAUGGGUAUUUGACUAUAAUAUUUAAUAGUUGUUAAUUUUGAUAAACUUGACUGGGAUGAAAGUGAAACUCUUCGUGCAGUAGGAAUCCUGAAAAUAAUAUAUAGUUGUAUCUAUGUAAAAAGUAUUAUUACAAUUAUUAUACUUACUCUUUAUUUAAAUUAUUAAUUGUCGAAACUGGAAGUGGAGCCUUUAAAUUAUAAAUUAUAUUUUGAUUUAAAUUAUAAUUCUGUACAGGCGAGUUUUCACAAACGUAUUGUUUAAAAGCACAUUGAAAUAAAGACCUUAAAUCACUUGUACAACAUUCUAAAUUGUCUUGUAAUAGUAACAUAAAUUCUAAACACACAUGAAUCUGUGCUAAACAUAUUAGUUUUUUCCUAAAAUUAUUAUUUACAAACAAUUAUAUGAUGUAAUUAAAAGUCAUACCAUAAAAUUUUAUUGUACGUACCUGUAGAUAUCAACUGUAAAUUCACCAUGUGAAACAUUUUCUAAUUUUUCUUGGAUAUCGUGCAAAUCACAAAAUCUUGAGCUCAUUAAAAUAUAUAUAUAAUCUUUACAUAAUUUUUCAAAGCCCAUGUCUAUGACAUAUUCUAAUGGUAAACUACCUGAUAGUAAAUGUGAAAUUAUUUUAUG